CAUGUACAUUUCUUGCACAAAACAGAAAAGAAAACCAAAGUUAAGACACAGGAGCGCGAGCAGCCGCCGUGUCGUCACUCGUCCUGUACUCCGCGGUGAUGAAGAGCUUCAGCGGAUCACGAGCCGCUCUUCACUUACUCAGAAGAGACCUGCAUCAUCAUCAUCAUCAUCACUGUGUGGGGAUAAUAGGUGCACCUUUCUCUAAAGGACAGCAGAGAGAUGGUGUGCAGAGAGGAGCGGACCUCAUUCGAGCUGCUGGAUUGGUGCAGAAACUUAUAGGGGAAGGUUGUGUAGUGAAGGAUUAUGGGAAUCUGACUUUUGAGGAGUUUCCCAAUGACGAGCCAGUUGGCAGGCUGAAGACUCCGAGAGCAGUCGGCCGUGCCAAUGAGCUGCUCGCAGGAGCUGUGCAGAAGGUCAAGAGCCACGGAAACACUUGUGUGAUGCUGGGAGGAGAUCACAGCUUGGCGAUUGGCUCGAUCUUUGGUCAUGCCGCCUCAAGACAUGAUUUGAGUGUUUUAUGGGUGGAUGCACAUGCAGACAUCAACACACCUUCAUCCACGUCAACGGGAAACAUUCACGGCCAGCCACUGUCGUUCCUCAUCCAUGAACUGCACUCAAAGAUUCCCAUAAUUCCAAAUUUUUCAUGGUUAAAACCUUGUGUAGCAGCGAAGGACGUCGUCUACAUUGGGCUCAGAGAUGUGGACCCGGGAGAACAUUAUAUCCUGAAGGACCUUGGAAUCAAAGCCUUCUCCAUGACAGAAGUUGAUCGGCUUGGAAUUGCAAAAGUCAUGGAGCAGACAUGCGAUCACAUGUUUUCAAAGGUGAAAAAACCCAUCCACCUCAGUUUUGACAUUGAUGCGCUGGACCCAUCAGUGUCACCUGCAACAGGCACACCUAGAGCGGGAGGACUGACCUACAGAGAGGGCAUUUACAUCACUGAACACAUCUGUCAGACAGGACUUCUCUCUGCUGUAGACAUGGUGGAAGUGAACCCAAAACAGGGCAAAACAGAAGGCGAAAUUAAAUCAACAGUAAAUGCUGCUGUGGAUCUGUUAUUGGGCUGCUUCGGAAGGGUCCGUGGGGGGUCUCAUGAUCCAGAUUACAAAAUGCCAAAUCCAUAAAUCACAGGCUUUAUUUUUUUAUAUAUGUAUUUACUGUCAUCAUUAAAAAGAAUUUAAAACUAGAAUUCCCAUUUAUUUUAUUCCUGUAUAUAAAUGAAUUCCAAAUAUGAUGAUACCACAGUAUACUGUAUAUGCAGAAAAUACAAAGCUUACUGUUUGAGUAUUUUUUUUCCAGAGGCAACAUAAUUGUAAUUAAAAGUAAAAAAUAUUUUAAAAUAAUAUAAAUGUUUUCCAAAAUGUUAUUUUUUAUUCAAGUGGCAUAUUUUAUUGUUUAUCUAUUAUAUUAAUAUUACUGUCUGACAAUAUAAAAGAAAUGUAACCACUUUAGUAAAACGCUUUAUUUUAAAUCUCGCUAGUUAAGUAUGGCUUUAUAAGAAAAACACGCACAAAAUUCUUAAAAUUAUUAUAAGACUAGCACAGAACAUCUUCAGUUUGCCUCGUAUAAAGACAGUAAAGAUGUUCACAGACUGAAUCACAGGCUUUAUUUUUGUUAUUUUGGCUUUUUGUUAUAUAAUUUUUACUUGAUGUAAUCAAAUAGGCGCUCAUGUCAUGCUGAGUUUAAAAACUGAAUUCUAAUUCAGCUGUACAUAAAGUACGUUUGUUUUUCCAGAGGCACAUCAUUACAAAAAAAAAAAAAAAAACUGUUGUAGGUUAACAAUAAACAACUAAAACUAGAACAAUACAGUAUAAAUAUAUUUUAAAACAAUCACAAUGUUUCCCACUAAAUUCAUACAAGAUGCAAAUUUGAAUCAUUUUUGUAGAAAAAUAUAUUAUUUUGUAAUUUUUCUAUUAUAUUAGUUAUUGUGUCUCUGACACUCUCCGAGUCACCAGUCAUCUGCUCAGGUGUCAAUCAACCACUGCAAUAAAACAUCAGCAGUUUAGAACAAGAGUGUUUAAACUACUUGCACUUUCUUAUUUACUUUUAAAUGUGAAUUUAAAUUGUCAAAAUUAAACCAUAAAUUUUUUACCUUUGGAAUGCAUGAUGUAGGGUGUAAAAAU
Carassius auratus (goldfish) is the source of this 2120-nucleotide messenger RNA. RefSeq names its product arginase-1-like. Gene Ontology annotation, cellular component: cytoplasm; nucleus; cytosol. Gene Ontology annotation, molecular function: manganese ion binding; arginase activity. The transcript has 8 exons. Bases 99 to 1121 code for a protein of 340 amino acids. NCBI's taxonomy places the organism in Eukaryota, Metazoa, Chordata, Actinopteri, Cypriniformes, Cyprinidae. The record is from RefSeq and is a predicted model, not a curated record.